AUGGAUAUCAUGAAAAGAGAAGUUCUAGUUGUAGUGUCAUAUUACUUACUACUUGCUUCAACAGGGUUUGAAGUUUAUGCGAGCGAUUAUGACUACAGUUAUACAGCCGAGUGUUUGGAAAGACCUCUUAAACCUCAAUAUAAUGGAGGGAUAGUGGUAAAUCCAGAAUUUAAUGAUGGAUUAACUGGAUGGACCCUUUUCGGGGAUGCUAAAAUUGAACACAACGUUGCAAAUGAUGGAAAUAAAUUCAUUGUCGCCUCAAAGAGAAAAGGACCAUAUCAUGGUUUCUCACAAGAGUUUCAAUUGGAAAAAGAUAAGUUCUAUGUGAUUUCUGGAUGGCUACAAGUGAAUCAUGGUGAUGAUGCCAAUGUAGCAGUCAUAUUCAAGACACAAAGUGGUUUUCAACAUGCUGCUUGGGGGAUUGCUAAAUCUGGUUGUUGGUCUAUGUUUAAGGGUGGCUUAGUUGUUAAUGCUUCUGGUCCUGCUCAACUCUAUUUUGAGACCAAUAAUGCGGAUAUUGACAUAUGGGUAGACAGUAUUUCAGUACAAUCAUUUAGCCAAGAAGAGUGGACGUCUCAUCAAACUCAAACCAUUGAAAAGGUACGCAAAAGUAAAGUCGCAAUCCAAGUGGUUGACUCACAAGGCAAGCCUUUACCUAAUGCGACAAUCUCUUUGUUUCAAGGAAGAGCCAAUUUCCCAUUUGGUGUUGCAAUCAACAAAAACAUUCUUAAUAACAAUGCUUACCAAAAUUGGUUCUUCUCGAGAUUCAAGUACACAGUAUUUGAAGAUGAAAUGAAAUGGUACAGUACUGAAAAUUCUCAAGGCAAAGUAGACUACUCAACUUCUGAUGCAAUGGUCAAUUUAUGCAAGAGUAAAGGUGUUAGUAUCCGAGGCCAAAAUGUUCUUUGGGACGACCAAAAAUAUCAGCCAAAUUGGGUCCCUGCAUUGUCUCCACAACAACUCUCUGUUGCUGCUGGAAAAAGGGUUGCAUCAGUUGUUACGAAAUAUAGAGGCCAACUUCUUCAUUGGGAUGUUAUGAAUGAAAAUCUUCACUUCAAAUUCUUCGAGAGUAAACUUGGUGCAAAUGCAUCUGCUACUUUCUAUCGUCUGGCUUCACAAUUUGAUAAUAAAACACCUCUGUUUUUAAACGAAUAUAAUACAAUAGAAGUGCCAAGUGACGGACAAUCAUCACCAGCUAAUUAUCUUAAUAUGAUUAAACAACUUAGAACAGGAGGGUACGCAGGUCCUCUUGGAAUUGGAUUAGAAGGACAUUUUGGUGCUCCGACCAUAGCUUAUAUUAGGGCCGGACUCGAUACACUUGCUUCUACAAAAUUGCCCAUGUGGAUCACUGAGUUGGAUGUUAGACCAGAGCAAAAUCAGGCACAAGUGUUAGAUCAAGUUAUAAAGGAGAUAGUUGGACACCCAGCUGUUCAAGGGUUAAUAAUUUGGUCAGCAUGGAAACCAACUGGAUGUUUCAGAAUGUGUUUAACUGAUAACAAUUUCAAAAAUCUACCGACGGGAGAUGUUGUGGACAAAGCUCGUGCGACAUUAUCACAUGAGGGUUUGAUUGGGACUACAACUACUGAGGGUUAUUUCGAGACUUCACUAUUUCAUGGGGAUUAUAAAGCCAUUGUUACUCAUCCUUCCAUGGCGGAUUCGUCCUUUCACCACAAUUUGACAGUUACGCCCACAGCUGAAAGCGAUGAAAAAUUAUCAUUGAGUUACAAAUUUACCGCUGCAUAA
This is a messenger RNA of Solanum verrucosum, 1743 nucleotides long. Its product is annotated as endo-1,4-beta-xylanase 5-like. The transcript is spliced from 7 exons. Gene Ontology annotation, molecular function: hydrolase activity, hydrolyzing O-glycosyl compounds. Lineage: Eukaryota; Viridiplantae; Streptophyta; Magnoliopsida; Solanales; Solanaceae. Bases 1 to 1743 code for a protein of 580 amino acids. The record is from RefSeq and is a predicted model, not a curated record. Gene Ontology annotation, biological process: carbohydrate metabolic process.